AUGAGACUAUAUUUAGCCUUUCUAUGGGUGCUUUCUUUAGCUUUUGCUGAAUUUCACGGCUUUCUUGAUAUUGAUCCCCUGAAACCAAUGUCGAAGCCACCUCAGUUAGUCCGAAAGCCUCUGCGAGUAAAACUUAACGAAAAUUCAAAGGCAAGCUCCCCAGAUAUUCAAAUAGAAGACAAGAGGACAAAAAAGAUGAGAAAGGAAAAAAUACGUGGUGUUAGUUUAGGUGGUUGGCUAGUUUUAGAACCAUGGAUCAAUACAAUUUUAUUCGAACAGGUUGCAGCAGAAGCCGGUAAAAUGCCAGUAGAUGAAUACACAUUCACAAAGAUUUUGGGUAAAAAAAGAUCCCAGGAAGUCUUAAAUAAACAUUGGUCUACUUACUAUAAUGAAUCUGACUUUGCGGCAAUAAAGUACCACGGUUUGAAUUUGGUAAGAGUUCCGAUUGGAUAUUGGGCCUUUGAAAAACUUGAUAAUGAUCCAUAUGUUGGUGGACAGGAAGAAUAUCUUGAUAAGGCAAUUAACUGGGCUUCUGACAAUGACUUACAAGUUCAAGUAGACAUUCAUGGAAUGCCGGGGUCUCAAAAUGGAUUCGAUAACUCCGGACUUAGAACCACAAAUCCCAAUUGGCUAGAAGUAGACAAGAACAUGGCUGUGACGUAUAAGGUGGUAGAUUAUAUUUUAGAGAAGUAUGGUAAUCAUCCAGCUGUUGAUAGUAUUGAAAUGGUUAAUGAGCCUUUCGGCAUCGGAGGUAUCGACUUGGCCAAGUUAGAAGAUUUUUAUCUCUAUGUUUAUGAUCAAGCACGAGAGAAGGGUAUCACGAAAAAUCUUUACUUUCAUGAUGGCUUUCUUGGGAUUGGAUGGUGGGACUGGUUUAUGAAGGACACGAAGUACGAAAAUAUUACAAUUGAUCAUCACUUAUAUGAGAUCUUUUCAACUUGGCAUUUAGAUAAAUCAAUCGAAGAGCACAUUACAAAUAUCGAAGAGCAAGGAAAGCAAAUGGCAAAGCAAUACCACCCUAGUAUAGUUGGUGAGUUUUCUGGUGCCCUCACUGAUUGCACAAAAUAUAUAAAUGGUGUUGGGAAGGGUGCUCGAUACAAUGGAACAUUUCAGACCGAUCACGCUAUCGGUAGCUGCGAAAAUCAUUCCAACUUUUCAAGCUGGUCAGACGAACUAAAAAAUAAUACAAAGAAGUUCAUAGAAGUUCAAAUGAAGACAUUCGAAGAGAAUGCAAAUGGAUGGAUAUACUGGUGCUUCAAGACAGAUGAGACUAUUGAAUGGGAUUUUCAGAAAUUGGCUCAGUUAGGGAUGCUUCCGUCUGCUUACACAUAUCGACCACCUAAAGUAAAUGAAACAACAAAUACAAGUCCCAGUAAAAAUAGUUCAGGUCAAAAGCCGCAAAAAAGUGAAGCCACAUCUGCAAGUUACGAACUAUUUCACUUUAUGUAUACAUUCAAAGGUAAUGCAAUUUUUUAUGCAACGUACAUAUUGGGGAUCGUUUUAUUCACUAAUAUUUGA
Priceomyces carsonii is the source of this 1518-nucleotide messenger RNA. RefSeq names its product Spr1p (gene SPR1). Gene Ontology annotation, cellular component: cell surface; extracellular region. Gene Ontology annotation, molecular function: glucan exo-1,3-beta-glucosidase activity. Bases 1 to 1518 code for a protein of 505 amino acids. Gene Ontology annotation, biological process: glucan catabolic process. Lineage: Eukaryota; Fungi; Ascomycota; Pichiomycetes; Serinales; Debaryomycetaceae. The transcript has a single exon. The record is from RefSeq and is a predicted model, not a curated record.